Mercenaria mercenaria is the source of this 13012-nucleotide messenger RNA. RefSeq lists its product as uncharacterized. The transcript has 9 exons. The annotation marks the transcript as partial. NCBI's taxonomy places the organism in Eukaryota, Metazoa, Mollusca, Bivalvia, Venerida, Veneridae. The record is from RefSeq and is a predicted model, not a curated record.
AUAUAAUUUCUGUUUAAAGAGGCUGGUGCAAAACACGCCAAAAGACCUAGAAGGCAACACAAACAAAACAAACAUUUCAGUGUGGGACUUUGCUGGGCAGUAUGCUUUCUAUAACACCCAUCAGGUGUUCCUCACAAGAAGGGCAAUAUACCUCAUUGUCACAGAUAUGUCCAAAGAUAUAAGUGAUGAAGUUGAUGAUACAUGUUUCGAGGACUCAACGGGUGGACGGAAGUUACAGUUUGUAGAUUUUGCAAGGUUUUGGCUUAAUUCUAUACACGAGUUUUGUAAAUCAGAGAAAAAAGGCGAGCCACCAGUUCUACUUGUUGGAACAUUUGCUGAUAAGUAUGCAAAAAGACAAAAAAUCGAUGAAACAAAAUACCGGAUGGGGAAAACCGACUUGGAGAAAAAGUAUUUUCGCCCACUGAGGACGAAAUUGGGUGACGGUGAAGCAAAAUACCACAUUUUAAAGCAUUUCAUGAUUGACAACACCUUUACCGUAGACACGUCUGGUCAAUUUGAAGAGCUUAAAAGGGAAAUUUUGGAAAUUUCUAAAAAACAAAGCUAUAUUGGUGACCUUAUACCUACAAAAUUUUUGCUGCUGGAGGAAGCCCUUAAUAAGAAAAAAGAACAGGGAAUAAAGAUAUUAAAUAAAGAAACAGAUUUCUCAAAGUGCAACGAAGAAUUACCUUUCAAACUUGAUGAAAAAGAGGUGGCUGUGUUCUUGAAAUUUUUUCACGAAGUUGGAAGUUUUAUAUAUUUCAAUGAAAACAGUCUGAAAGACUAUAUUCUGCUAGACCCUCAGUGGUUGAUUGAUGCCUUCAAAGAAUUAAUUACAGCAGAAGAGUUUAUGCCUAAUGAAGAUUCAGAAACAUUUGAAAUAUGGCAGCAGUUUAAUGAAACAGCAAUACUGAAAAAAGACUUGAUUGACACAUGUUGGAAAGGCAUGACGAUGUCAGAAAGAACACUACUGUUAGAAUAUAUGGAAAAGUUUGGAUUGAUCGUCAAGGACAGAGAGAAACAAGAUUCAUAUUUUGCUCCCUGUAUACUCAAGCAAGCUCCGUCAGAAGAUUUGCUGAAGCUCGGGGACAUCAAGAAAAGGAAGUGUCAUUUUUCCGCUGAUGGGACGACCUUUACCAGCAAGUUAUGCUAUACAACAAAAUCAAAGUUUAUUCCACUGGCCAUUUUCAACAGACUGCUUGUAGAGUGCGUAUCAAGAUGGAAUAUUCGUAGAGAAAAGAAUCGCGAGACUGGAGAAGAACGCGUAGACAUAUAUUGCGGUUGUGGGAUAUUUAGGCUACGAAGCGCUCAUAUUCUAUAUGUACAUUUCCGUAAUAACGUUGUGCAGAUUUGGAUUGUGAGAUGUAGUGAUAAUUUACCAUCAAAAGAAAUAUGUCUCGAUGUUAAAAAGCGUAUGGACGAAUUCUUUGAAAAGGUUUUCAAAAAGUGUGAAGUUGAAUGUCACUUCAAAUGUCCCACUGCACCCUCUUGGGAAAAUGCAAUGCAUACACUUGAUGAACUUAAACAAGGCAACUCAGUAUUGUGUGAUUAUCACAAUUAUGAGUUAACAAGCCUCGACUUGACAGGCUGUUGGUUUUCAGAUGAUAGAAAUGACGGAGACACAAAAGCUGUUGCAGAGAGAACAUCAUCAACUAUGAGCUCAAGACAAAUUGGACAACCAUUCAAGAAAGAACAUGACGACACACUAUGUCAGUCAAUGGUGUCAGCUUUACAUGAACAAAUGGAGUCUGUAGGUGUUUUGAUUUUUUGUGGAAAGACGAUUGGGACGGUCUUCAGAGUUGGUAGUACAUUUGUUAUGACAGCUUUUCAUGUCAUUAAGAUUGUUUUAGAUCCCUUUAAAUCUGGUUCACCUGACGCUGCAAGAUUAGAAAGUGAUAACACGUUUAUAAAUUUUAAUGAAUCACCGUGUACACCUCCAGUAGUGGCAUAUAAGCUGAAGAAAGAGUUCAUCUAUAACGUUGAUUUAGAUGUAGCUGUGCUUGAAAUACAAAACCCGUUGUUCAACUUGCCAAAGAAAUUAAACUUACGCAAGGCUGCAACAGAUGCAACACAUGUGUACUUGAUAGGAUACGGUCAUCCUGGUGAACCAAACAAAUGCUUAGAUCCAAAAUGCCCGAUAGUUUCUCCGAAUUCAAAGAGAUUACAGGAAGCUCUAGCUCACAGAUCAGAAUUGGAAAAGAUGGGUCUAAGUCCGAGUCUAGUGGACAAAGAAUACCAAAAGUAUUUUCGUUCGUCGAAAAUUGUAUUUGACUGCUUCAUGGAACAUGGGGCAUCAGGAGCCCCAGCAUUAGCAUAUAACAAUCAGUCGGUUGAAGUUGUUGGUAUUCUUACUCAUGGUUUACCAGAACUGUACUUCAAUCUACCGGAACAUAUGAAACGUCAGUUUCCAAGAAGCCUUCGUCUCGAAGGUGGUGCCAAAAUGCAGGACAUAUUCGAAUGGGUAGGAAAAAUACUGCCUCCUGCUUUAGUUCAUGACAUGUUUAACUGAGUUUUAGUUGGUUUAGGCUGCCUUCUACUUCAGAUUUUGAAAUCAUAAGUGAAAAGGUGUGCAAUUUUUGAUUAAGGAAGAAGUUGAUUUUUGAUUUUAAUUUUUAUGCUCCAAUAUAGUCACUACAGAUUGUGAUUAAGGCAUCUCGGCCUCUGGAACAAAAGCAGGAGAUUCGAAUCUUAGUGGGAGCCAUUCCAGUGUGGCUGGUUGGUAAGUCGCCAGCUUGUUGAAAAAUGGUUAUUAGUGCUACCUGCCAAGUGUCUGGCGUUACAGGAUAACAUUUAGGAGGAAAUUAUGUACAAGGCGAAGUGUCUUCGUACUGGCUGAUUCUUCCGUAGGGACUAUUAUAAACAAACACUACACCUUUAACCUUUUUAGCUCAACUUAGCUAUGUUUAGGAUGAGCUAUUAGUAUAAGUGGAUGAACGGGCGUCCAUCAGUCCGCGUCAACAUUCUUAGCUCGACGAUACAAAGUAUUUGGAGGGCUAUCUUAAUCACCCCUCCGUCCACGUCCAUGAAUGAUGUCUCUUCUUUACAUAUAUUUUAAUUUGGGUGCUUUUAACUUUAUCUGAGUUUUUACUAAAUGGACUAACUCAGAUUUUAAAUGGAUGUUCCACAUCAUUAUUUAUAGCAUAUGACACGUGAUUCAUACCUGUCACCAAUAUUUUAUUAUUAAUGUUCUCUUUUUAGCUGGCCUGAGCCAAAGGCUGAGGAUGAGCUAUUGUGAUCACUCACCGUUCGGCGUCCGUCGUCCGGCGUCCGUCCACACUUUCCUUUAAACAGCAUCUCCUGCUAAACCACCAAGCCAAAUUCGAAGAAACUUCACAGGGAUGUUCCUUGGAUGGUCCUCUUUUAAAAUUGUUCAAAGAAUUGAAUUUCAUACAGAACUCUGGUUGCCAUUGAAACCGAAAGGAAAAACUUUAAAUAUCUUCUGGUCCAAAACCACAGAUCAUAGGGUUUUUAUAUUUGGCAUGUAGCAUCAUCUAAUGGUCCUCUACCAAGAUUCUUCAAAUUAUCCUACUAGGGUCAAAUAUGGCCCCGCCCUAGGGGUCACAUGGUUUACAUUGACUUAUAUAGUGUGUGUGCGUUCGGGCUUUUUCAACAUUUUUUUCAGUCAUAUCAACGACGGUGUCUACUUGUAGCAGUGAGCACAAUGCCCAACUUUAUAGUGCUGCCUCACUGGAAUAUCACGCCGCAGACACGUGGCAUGAUACCCCACCUAGUCACAUACUGACACCGGGCUGACCAGUCCUAUCACUAUCCCCUUAAUGCUGAGCGCCAAGCGAGGAAGCUGCUAGUACCAUCUUUUACGUCUUUGGUAUGACGCGGCCGGGGAUCGAACCCACGACCUCCCGCACUCGAAGCGGACGCUCUACCACUAGGAAAACUUUGAAUAUCUUCUUGUCCAAAACCACAAGGCGUAGAGCCUUGAUAUUUGGCAUGUAACAUCAUCAAAUGGUCCUCUAUGAUGAUUUUUUUCAAAUUAUGCCCCUGGGGUGAUAAGAGGCCCCGCCCGGGGGUCCAAAUUUUACACAGAGUUAUACAGGGAAAGAAAACCUUUAAAAAUGUUCUCGUCUGAAACCGCAAGAUCUAGGUAUUUGAUAUUUGGCAUGUAGCAUUGCCUAGUGGUCCUCUACCAAGAUUAUUCAAAUUAUUACCCUGGGGUGAAAAGAGGCCCCACCCCGGGGGUCACAAUUUUUAACAUAGACUUGAAUAGGAAAAAACUUUAAAAAUCUUCUUGUCUGAAACUACAAGGUCUAGGCUUUUGAUAUUUGGUAUGUUGCAUUGUCUAGUAAGCCUCUACCAAGAUUAUUGAAAUUAUGGCCCUAGGGUGAAAAGAGGCCCCACCCAGGGGGUCCCAAGUUUUACAUAGACUUAUAUAGGAAAAAACUUUAAAAACCUUCUUGUCGGAAAGUUCAAGGCUUAAGCCUUUGAUAUUUGGUAUGUAGCAUUGCCUUGUGGUUCUCAAACUAUGCCCCUGGGGUGAAAAGAGGCCCCGCCCCGGGGGUCACUUGUAUGAGUUAUAUAGUAAAAAUGCUUUAAAAAUUAUCUGAUCAUAUUUCCUAAACUGUUUAAUUAUAAUUACCUGAUGACCUCAAGUAAUUAGGGGUCACUUGACUGUGACCUUGACCUACUGCUGACCUACUUUUUCGUUUUUUGAAAUAACACUAUAGAAAUUUAAACCACACUUUCUUGGUUUUGAAGAUACAGCAUGGAAAUUUGGACCACAUGUAGAACUUUUGAUACAGAUUUCAAUACUGAUCUUAAUAUUAUUAACCCUGACCUACUGACCUACUUUCUUGUUUUUGAAGCUACAGCAAAGGGAUUUGAACCACCUGUAUAAUUUUUAACAGAUUUCAGUACUUAUCUUGAAGAAUCUUUACCGUGACUUUCACAACUAUAUUUUGUUUGUUUUUGAAACAUUAGCAAAGAAAUUUGUUUACUAAGCAAAUAAUCUCAGGUGAGCGAUAUAGGGCCAUCAAGGCCCUCUUGUACUUAGAAUUUUCGGUUAAAGUUUUGACGCACUUUCACUAUAAUCUUAUUUAUUAUUAAAUGGAUUUAUUUCAAACUUAAAACAGUUGAUAAACAUUGUUAGGGAAAUGAUAUGACACAUGGUACAUUACUCUUCCAGAAAUAUUCCAUGAAUUAUGCCCCAUUUAUUCUUAGUUAAUGUUUUGAUACAUUUUACUCUAUCUCUGUUAUGACUCCAAUUGCUACCCAAUACCAUCAUCCACACCGGUCAUUAAACUCUUCCUCAGUUGGGACGUGGAAUUCUUCAUGUAAGGAAUCCGUCCAGCUGGCUUACGGAAAGUCAGUGGUUCUACCCAGAUACCAGCUUGUGAUGAAAUAGUGCACGGAGGGGCACCUGGGGUCUUCCUCAACCAUUAACGCUGGAAAGUCGCCAUUUAACCUAUAAUUGUGUCGGUGCAACGUUAAACCCAAUAAAAAAACUAUUAAACUCACACACAGAUAGCUCCAUAUUCCUCAGAUGUGCCUUAUUUUACUAUAUAGCAUCAAAAUUGGAUGAAUACGAGGUUUAUUGCCCUUUGUACUUAUAUAUGUAGUACAUGAACAGUGUUUUAUACAUUUUCCAUCCGCCCGGAGUAAUAUCUCAUAUAUGGUUUGAAGGAUGUCAAUAAAGCAUGUUAGAAAUGUUAUCAGCUGUAGGAAAUGUGACCCAGCAAGUUACAGACUAAAUACUUUAAUGGUCCUUUGCACUUAUAUAAAUGAACAUUAAUACUGUUUUAUUCCAUUUUCUGUCCGUCCGGAGUCAUACCUCAGACAUGAAGAAUUGCAAUAAAACAUUGUAAUAUUGUUUACUGUUACGGGGAAAUGUUACCCUGAAAGUUUCAGUGAAAUAGCUUUAAGAACACAUGACUUAUGGCCCUAAGUACUUGUAUAAUAUUUCCUUUAUAUGGGUAUUACUUAGUAAAAAGCAUUCUAAGGUUCAAUUUAGCUAUAGGACAAUUUGACUUAGUUUAGAACUUAUUUAGCUUUCGUAGGGACAGAUGUACUGUAUGCGUUCUGUUCAAUGGGGUCGAGGUUAAAGUCACUGUUAUUAAAAACAUAAAGUAACUACAGUAAGGAAUCGGAUAUUGCCACGACAAAACUUGGAAAUUAUGAAGCUUGCAAGGAGACCAUGGUUUUUAACUCACCUUGGCACCAAGUCCACUGGGUGAGUUAUAUUAUGAUCGCGUAUUGACCAUCCGUCCGUCCAUCUGGAUUUUUCUUCAGAUGAAAUCUCUUCUACAUCUACUGGCCAGGAAUGCACCAAACGUGGUCAGUAGGUCUGUAGCAUCAUUGUAUAGUCCUUUCCUAAGUCAUUUCAAAUGGGGGCACAAGGUCCCUUUUAAUGGCCAGUAGAGCUUCAAGUAGAAAAACUUGACGUCUUUUUUCACAAACUACCUAAUAAGUCUUCAUCAAACUGUGUCGUUGCUUUAUUAUAGACCCUCUUCCAAUUUUGUUCAAAUGGGGGCGCUUGGUCUCUUUUAAGGAACAAAUCAAAAUGUCUUUCAACAACUUCUUCUCAUGGACUUCGUGAUCGGUCUUCAUUAAAUUUAGGGGCCGCUAGAGCUAAAAUAGAAAUACCUUGAAAUUAUUUUUCUAAUGAACGGCUUAAUAGGUCUACACAAAACAUGGUUUGUAGCAUCAAUGUAAAGCCUUCUUCAAAACGAAUUGAAACAGAUGCAACCGGUCUCCUUUUAGGGGCCACUAGAGCUGAGUAUAGAAAUGCCAUUCUUGUGGUAUCUGUUUGAGACACUGAUAAAACGCGCUGCCAAGAAAACUUCGGGACUAAUAUUUCUUUCCAGAAAGCAUUUUCUGAAGCCUCGGAAAUUAAAAAAAAUCAUAGGGACUCAGAUCAGGUAAAUAAGGCGGAUAGUUUACAACUUCCAUCUUUUCAGAAGCCAAAAAUAUAACAUCGCACUUGUGAGAAGAGGCAUUGUCGUGUAUAAAAUGGACUCCUGGCCAUCCUUUGCUUGGACGUUUCUUACUUGAAAACCUUUUCAUUUUCAUCAGUACAGAAUCGUCCAGUGACCGAGAGACCAGAUGGACAAGGCACUUGAACGACUGGCUUUCUAGAAUUGAAGAAAAAUUGUGAACAUUUUUUUUAAACUUACGCUUCUCUUGGCAAUAAAGUUUUUUUUAUCUUUUUGCUUCUCAUGCUUAUUAUCAGCCCUUCUCUAUAUCUCCAGUGACCGUAAGACCAGAUGGACAAGGCACUUGAACGACUGGCUUCCUAGAAUUGAAGAAAAUUGUGUACAACUUUUUUAACUUACAUGUACGGUUCUCUUGGCAAUACAGGUUUUUUUUUAUCUUUUCGCUUCCAGUGCUUAUUAUCAGCCCUUCUCUCUCAAAUAUGUGCACCCAUGUGAUUUUAUGUUCUUCAGUGAAAUACUGCAAUUUUUCAAUGUAAUAAAAUUGAUAUUUUCACUGUUUCAAACAGUGAAAAUAGAUCAUUUUUAUAUUUUUCAUUGGUACGGAACUACACUUGAAUGCGAAGAAAUGAAUUAUAAAUAGAUCUAAUAGAAACUUCCAUGUAAAAUAUACUUCAGUAAAGAUACAGAUGUAGGAUAGGGGUACUAACAGGAUCAUAAAUAUAUACAUUCUGUCAUAACAAAGAGUAGCCUAACAGAAAUCAGGAAACGUAAUAUUUAGAACUAUAUUCUACAAAGAUAUCCUGACGUCAUGACAUUAUGACGUCAUGAUGCACGUGACGUUGCGCGGACAAACUGGAUAUAAUUCAUUUAAAUUCAUUAAAAAUACAUAAAAUGAAUAGAAAAUUUGUUAGUUUCAGUGUAAGAUCGAAAUAUAUUUCACUCGUGAACACCAUAUUUUACAUUUUCGCUGAGUCUCGUGGCUGCGCCACUCGUGAAAAUAUUGCAUCAUAGUGUUCACUCUGUGAAAUAUAUUUCGAUCUUACACUAAAAAAGAUAAAUAACCUCUAUAUAGUUAAUAUGUAACUCAGUGUAGUUUAUUGUUUCAAACUGUUUAGAAUGCACGGCACAUAUAACGUGCGCAUUCUGUAAUAUUGUUUUCAGUUCACAUAGUACACUAUAAGCGCAUGUAAAACUAUAAACACUAUUCAUUUCAGACAUUUGGGCGCAUUCAGAAAUUUCAUUUCUUAUAUUCUUAUUUUUAUUAUUUUUCUUUUGAGGUACAUGGCGUCAUAAAAUGUAAUAUAGUUAUGUUUUUUUUCACUGAAAAGCUUUGAAAACGCACUGCUGUUUUGAACCUGUAUCUUUUUUAUUUGUAACUUCGUGGAGCACUAAAUAUAUAAACGCAACAAAAAUAUGUUGCUUUUCCGGUAGACAUGCUUAGAGAAUAGAACUUCCUUGACAUAGACGGGUUUUCUUAAAAAAGAGGGCCUGUUCUAUACUGUAACUGUGCUUUUUCAAAGUUUUUCAGCACACGUCAGCAACCAUUUUGGCGAUUUUUUAAUAUCUGUAUUUAUUGUUCCUUCUCAUGAGAAGGAACACUUAUGGUGAACAUGUCACACUUGACUGAGCAGGUAAUGGAUACAAGGGUAUCAUCAAAGGCAUCCGAAUUCCAGUAGGCGCCGCCAUUUUGUACUCGUGCAUAUUCAUUAAAAUUAGCCUCUUUGCCAAUGUGUUUUUACGCAUCUUUAAGUCAGUCUUUAGUGAAAUACAACUACGUAAUAAACAGACCUACAAAAACAAUAAUUUAGUUUAAACUAUCUAACUCCUAAAUCUUACAUGUCAUAUUGUAGAAUCGAGAUUAACUAAAUGAAUAUUCAUCAUCUAAAAAUAGACUCCCGCCCAAAAAUAUCGUCUACUAUUAUUCUUCUCGGUUGCAUUCUUUGUUGCUUCCAGAGGUUCUUUUUACGAUUUUAUUUCAUACCAACUUUAUUAUUUUAACAUUUUAAGUAUAACCAUCAAAACAUACUGCACUAAUAAAGUUAUUCGAGAUUUUUUACUUGUCUGUGAAUGCUAUUGCACGAUACGUACCGUCGCCGGAUUACGACAUUUCAAUUACUUCCCUUGUUUUUUAUCUAGACCUGUAUAAUGCAUUUCUUCACUUUACUGAGCUAUAAAUAUUUCGAACUUUGUAAUUUCAUACCUUUUGAUUAAUUGUUUUGUAAUUUUCAAGUUGUGAACUUUUUGUACGCACUUUUUCAAAUCCAUCAGUUUGUUGGUGCUGACUUCUAUAAAAGCCCUUUUUCUCCUGAUUUGGUCGUUUUGGAGCUGUAAGUAUCCAUUCAUGCAAUGCAAUUACUGGCAUAUGGCAGAACUUUUCAUCCAUUGUAUUGCUAAUUAAAAUUAGGCAAACAUACGACCAAAUUCUGAUCUGUGCCACUAGGACAGCUGUCGACAUUGGUGCCCGAAAUUUUGACUGAGUGUUGGUAUUUAAAUAUAUAUUGUCCGCUGAUAAUAUUUAGGUAUGAUCGCUCAUCUAAAGGUGUUUGUUUAUUAAAUAAAUGUUUGUGUGAAAUAACUAAGUAUUCUUAUAAUAAAUAGAUAAGAAUGCACGUAAACUAGCAAAAAACAUAGUUCAUAAUUAUUUUAUUAAAGGUCCCUUAAAAUGAAUAUUUAAUAUGCGCUAGAAGGAACCUUUUGGUAAGCUAAAUCUUGUUAAUAUACAGUAGAAAUAUUGAACAUUCUGUUCACAUCCGAAUUUGUCAACCUAUAUAUGAUAGGUCAAUGAUUUUCCUCCCUGAAAGAGGUUCAUUAAUUAUAAUUGGAGAUUUUCUCACAAGUUAUAUGCUUUUCGCAAUAGUUUACAUGUUUUCCUUUUAUGGAAUUUAACUUUUUUUUCCCGAAUAUAUUUACCAAAUUUUUGUGUUUUGGAAAAAUCGAAGCUUUUUGUUAGGAAUGCCUCUAAAUUUCUUUGAUGCCUUCUGAAGUAUGAGAGAUUAUCUCAUUUUGUGUCUGAUAUUAAAAUAUAUGCAUACAAGUAAAUGAUGUAAGCGUUUUUCAUGUUUGGUAGGCUUACUUCAGACAAAUAUUAUGUCUGCACAAUCUAGUUAUGAAUUAAAUACAUCUGUACGUGUUAAUUAUCUACUUUGUGGUAAAUUCAAAACCCUAAAUUUCAUAUGCUCUUGUUAUAAAUUCUUCUCAUUCAUUAUAUUGCAUAACAGAUAUGAAAAUCAUGAUAUAACGGUGUUUAAUAUGAUUUUCAAUGGAUUCUGUGCUGUAUAUGGUACUAAACACAUGCAAGUUUCUCAGUUUAUAUACAUUAUAUUUAAAUGUGUUGUCCGGUAAUUGUACAUUGUUAUUCUUUUUUUUUUCAUCAAAAUUAAUGAAUUUUUAAUUUAUUGAAUAUCUUUAAACAGACACUGGCCGAAUUUCAAUGAGGAUGGGCAUUUUCUUUGAGAUACACAUUCCCAAUCGUCCGUUGUGUUUCCACAGUAUACGUUUAUAACAUUUAAGUAGAAAAACUUCUAAAUUCAAUGAAUAGGAAAGCCAAGUUUGCCUAAUGCCAAAUUACAAAACUACAAGAAAUUCCAAAUGAAGCAACACCAUACUGUAGCAACUGUUUACUUUAACAAAAGAAGUACCUUAGCAUAGUAAUGCAUAUUUUUUUCUUCAAUACUUUUUGUUUUACCUACAAACAAUUUCGGUAAAGGUCAACAUUAUGCGGCAGUAGAACUACACAUCCCGUCUUUUAUGGUACGCAAACGUUGACUAUGGGAAUACAAACAUUUCGGUCGACGUAAAGCGGCUGUAGUACUGCGUCGGUGUAGGAUUUCGGUAACGGAAACGAUGUUGCGCAAUAUGAAUAGAACACAUUGUACAACCAUAUUUUUCCUUUACUCCUUAAAAAAUAUACUGAAAGAAUAAUGCCUAAUUUUGAUAAUGUGUCAUUCACUCAUUUCAGGUUGACAUACCCUGUUCUUAUUAUCCCCCCGCCAAAGGCGAAGGGGAUAUUAGAAAUGCUCUCCGUGCGUGCGUCCGUGCCCGCGAAAUGAUGGUUAAGUGACUGCAUAACGGUACUUUCUCUUUGAUGUCAUUCAUUCCGUUCUGUUUAUGUGACUAUUUUUCUUUUUAUGUGACUGUUAGAACAAUAGAGAGAACAAUGGGGGAGUCACAUAAAGACCGUUUCGUUAGAACGUCCGUCCGUCCGCAACAAUCUUAACUCCAAAAGUACUGGAGGGAUUUUCUUCAAACUUCAUACACUGAUAGAACACAUUGGGAGGAAGUGCAUUGUGCAAGAACAAUAACUCUACCUUGCCUAUUUUUUGAGUUAUUCCCCUUUAUCAUAUUUUCUUAAAAAAAUUUGUCCGGAGCAUAACUCCAAAAGUACUGGAGGGAUUUUCUUCAAACUUCAUACACUGAUAGAACACAUUGGGAGGAAGUGCAGUGUGCAAGAACAAUAACUCUACCUUGCCUAUUUUUUGAGUUAUUCCCCUUUAUCAUAUUUUCUUAAAACAUUUUGUCCGGAGCAUAACCCCAAAAAGUACUGGAUAACUCCAAAAGUACUGGAGGGAUUUUCUUCAAACUUCAUACACUGAUAGAACACAUUCGGAGGAAGUGCAGUGUGCAAGAACAAUAACUCUACCUUGCCUAUUUUUGGAGUUAUUUCCCUUUAUCAUAUUUUCUUAAAAAUAUUUGUCCGGAGCAUAUCUUCUUCAUGCAUGGAGGGAUUUUGAUAUAUCUUGGCACAAAUGUUUACCACCACGAGGCGGAGUGUCAUGCGCAAGAACCAGGUCCCUAGGUCGAAGGUCAAGGUCACACUUAGAGGUCAAAGGAUACAAGAAUAAAAACCUUGUCCCGAGCAUUUCUUCUUCAUGCAUAGAGGGAUUUUGAUAUAACUUGGCACAAAUGUUCACCACCAUGAGGCGGAGUGUCAUGCGCAAGAUCCAGGUCAUUAGGCCUAAGGUCAAGGUCACAGAGGCCAAAGGUCAGAUACAAGAAUGACUUUGUCCGAAGCAUUUCUUCUUCAUGCAUGGAAGGAUUUUGAUGUAACUUGGCACAAUUAUACACCAUCAUGAGACGAAGUGUCAUGCGCAGUUCCCUUCUUUAGAAUUACUUCCCUUUAUUGGUACUUUAAAUAGCUUUUAUUGUAACUUUUUCAUUACUAGUUGUAGGGAAAAAUUGAGACCACUUUUCUGUAGUACAACAAGCGUGCUAAAUCCAAUUUUGAGGUGUAUUUUGAUCAAUCUCUACCUGAUAAAGAUUUUUGUGUGAACUUGCAAUUUUUUUUCCCUUCCCUUAGUUGUUACUAUAAAUAACUUACAUCGUAACAUUUUUAUAAUUGACCCUAGGGAAAAAACAAGACCACUUUUCUGUGGUACAGCAUAGAUGUUACUCUCCAAUUUUAGGUGUAUUUUAUUAUAUAUAAGGUAACUCUACCUGGUAAGGAGUUUUUUGUGGACUUUAAAAAACAAAAGACUUACAAUGAUUACUAAACAACCACAAAAUUAACAUUUCAUUUGCAAAUACAGCUGCUAGAGUAAAGAAAUUUGCUUUGCGGGCAUAUAUUGUGACAUUCUGGCACUCUUGUUCCCUGUUAGCUUUCCAUUCCUUCUUUUUACAGUAGCCAUAUAGAAAAACAUCAUAGCUAUACUGUUCAUGAAAAUUAAUAAAAUUUAGCAGUAAACCACCUCACUACUGACUUAUUCUUUCUUCCACAUCUUCAAACCCCUGAUGCGGACCACAACUAAACGGUUCUUCAAAGCUUUCCCCAAAAUUAAUACUUUCAGACACUAACUUGCAAGGAAUUUUACCCUUCAAUUAUAAUAUGCCCGGCGGGGGGAUUAGCCAUGUGUAACAUGGCUCUUGUUCAUAUUACAAUGUCAUACACUACAUUAUUAGCUUCGAAGAAAAAGUAGAGCUAUUUGCACUCGCCCCAGCGUUGGUGUCGGCGUCGCCGGUGGGUAAAGUUUUUGAAAAAGUCAAAUAUCUCUGUUACUAAAAAAGCUGUUGACUUGAAACUUAAAGGUGAAUAAUCAGAUUUUGGCCAUGUAACGGAUUUGUUCGAAACUUUAGCAUCUGAUCAUUUACACUCAUUUAUGUUCACUUAACACUUAAUACAAAUUAGAUUUUCA